GAUUUUUCGAGAAGGAGACAUUUACUUGUGCAGGAUUUUGGAAGACGAGCUACCUACCUCCCGUCGUCCGUCUUUGGUCAGCCAAGGUGGAGACAGGCUACCGCCCCUCUAGCCCGAGAGGCCGCGCAACGACUGCAACUGCGCGCGGCUGCGGACGCCUUCAAGCCUGCCCCUUCCGGCCGACUGUUGCGGGGCGUGGCGGUGGUGGCAAGAUGGCGGCGUCCGAGAAAAUAAUGUUUCCGGAGAAGCUAAGCCACAAAAAGUACAGGGCCGCCCUGAAGAAGGAGAAACGAAAGAAACGUCGGCAGGAACUCGCUCGACUGAGAGACUCAGGACUCUCACAGAAGGAGGAGGAGGAGACAGCGGCGGAUGCCUUUAUUGAAGAACAACGACGAGAAGAAGAGAGGCUGCUGGAGAGAGAGAGGCAAAAAUUACAUGAGGAGUGGUUGCUGCGGGAACAGAAGGCACAAGAAGAAUUCAGAAUAAAGAAGGAAAAGGAAGAGGCAGCUAGAAAACGGCAGGAAGAGCAAGAGAGAAAGUUAAAGGAAGAAUGGGAAGAACAGCAGAGAAAAGAGAGAGAAGAGGAGCAGCAGAAGCUACAGGAGAAGAAGGAAAGAGAGGAAGCUGUGCAGAAGAUGCUGGAGCAGGCUGAAAAUGAGUUGGAAAAUGGCACCACAUGGCAAAACCCAGAACCACCCAUGGAAUUGAGGAUAAUGGAAAAAGAUCGAGCUAAUUGUCCAUUCUACAGUAAAACAGGAGCUUGCAGAUUCGGAGAUAGGUGUUCACGUAAACACAAUUUCCCGGCAUCAAGUCCCACCCUUCUUAUUAAAAGCAUGUUUACGACAUUCGGGAUGGAGCAGUGCAGAAGGGACGACUAUGACCCCGACGCAAGUCUGGAGUACAGCGAAGAGGAAACCUACCAGCAGUUCCUGGACUUCUAUGACGAUGUGCUCCCCGAGUUCAAGAACGUGGGGAAAGUGAUACAGUUCAAGGUCAGCUGCAACUUGGAACCUCAUCUGAGGGGCAAUGUGUAUGUUCAAUAUCAAUCGGAAGAAGAAUGCCAAGCAGCCCUUUCUCUGUUUAAUGGACGGUGGUACGCGGGAAGACAGCUUCAGUGCGAAUUCUGCCCAGUGACCCGAUGGAAAAUGGCAAUUUGUGGUUUAUUUGAAAUACAGCAGUGUCCAAGAGGGAAACACUGCAACUUUCUUCACGUGUUCAGAAAUCCCAACAAUGAAUUUUGGGAAGCGAAUCGAGACAUGUACCUGUCUCCGGAUCGGACUGGCUCCUGCUUCAGUAAGAACUCAGAGAGGAGAGAGCGGCCGGGCCGCCACGACGACUACUACAGUAGGCCGCGGAGGAGGAGGAGCCCCGGGCCGGCCCACUCCUACAAGAGGAACGGGGAGGCCGAGAGGAGGAGGAGGAGGAGGAGCCACGGGGGCAAGAAAUCCCACAAGCACGCGUCCAAAAGCCGGGAGAGGCACAGUUCCCGAAGCAGAGGAAGAAAAAGGGGCCGCAGCCGUGGCCGGGGCAGCCGCAGCCGCCACAGCCGCAGCCGCAGCCGGAGCUCCUCCAGGUCCAGGAGCCGCGGCAGGAGGACGUCGGGGAGCCGAGACUGAACUCUGCACAGCCCCAAAUCCAAAUAAACUUACCAUGUCCUUCAGU
Messenger RNA from Delphinapterus leucas (beluga whale), 1662 nucleotides. It is a transcript of the gene ZRSR2, whose product is annotated as zinc finger CCCH-type, RNA binding motif and serine/arginine rich 2. Gene Ontology annotation, cellular component: U2AF complex. NCBI's taxonomy places the organism in Eukaryota, Metazoa, Chordata, Mammalia, Artiodactyla, Monodontidae. The record is from RefSeq and is a predicted model, not a curated record. Gene Ontology annotation, molecular function: RNA binding; metal ion binding. Gene Ontology annotation, biological process: mRNA splicing, via spliceosome.